This is a messenger RNA of Vespula vulgaris, 1596 nucleotides long. RefSeq names its product lethal(2)neighbour of Tid protein (gene Alg3). The record is from RefSeq and is a predicted model, not a curated record. Lineage: Eukaryota; Metazoa; Arthropoda; Insecta; Hymenoptera; Vespidae. The transcript has a single exon. The coding region runs from base 126 to 1436 and encodes 436 amino acids. Gene Ontology annotation, molecular function: dol-P-Man:Man(5)GlcNAc(2)-PP-Dol alpha-1,3-mannosyltransferase activity. Gene Ontology annotation, cellular component: endoplasmic reticulum.
AUUUACAACUCGUCUUACUCGUGAAAGAAUCAAUUUCAUAAUACCCACAGAACCUUCUUAUUUACGAUCAUUUUCGGUUUAAUCGUGCUUUUACGAGAUUGAAAACGUGUAUUUAAAAGAAGAAUAUGGCACCACGCAGAGAUAGUCGUACUAAUCACAAUAGUAUAAAUAAAGCUUCCAAAAGAAGUAAAAAUAGCUGGGUCAAAAGUUUCGAAUGGCCUCAAUUUUGGUCUUUAUUAACAGAUCCAAGAAAAAUUGUAAUAACUACAAAGUUAUUUAUUUUACUGGAAAUGCUUUUGAAUGUAUUCAUUAUCGAAAGAGUGCCUUACACAGAAAUCGACUGGAAAGCUUAUAUGCAAGAAGUGGAGGGUUUUUUAAAUGGUACAUUGGAUUAUUCAAAACUAAGAGGUGAUACAGGGCCAUUGGUUUAUCCUGCUGGAUUUUUAUACAUUUUUUCUGCUCUAUACUAUGUCACCGUGCAAGGAGCGCAAAUUAAAAUAGCUCAGUAUAUCUUUGCUAUUCUUUACAUCGUUUUACUAGCUUUGGUCUUCCGCAUUUACUCAAAAACUAAAAAGGUGCCACCUUAUGUAUUAAUUUUGAUGUGCUGUACGUCGUAUCGAAUACAUUCUAUAUUCGUGUUAAGACUUUUUAAUGAUCCGAUAGCUAUGAUAUUAUUAUUUUCAAGUCUAAAUGCAUUUUUAGACGAGCAUUGGUAUUUAGGAAGUAUUCUUUAUAGCCUUGCUGUAUCUGUAAAAAUGAAUAUUUUAUUAUUUGCACCAGCACUUCUUGCUGCAUAUUUAUGUAUCCUAGGAAUAUCGAAGACUGUAAUACAUUUAUCCAUUUGUGCAGUGAUACAAGCAAUUUUAGGUUUACCUUUUUUAAUUGAAAAUCCAAUUUCGUAUAUUAAAGGAGCAUUUAACUUAGGAAGAAUUUUUGAAUUCAAAUGGACAGUAAACUGGCGAUUUUUGUCAGAAGAAGUAUUUGUUAAUCCAUACUUUCAUAUUUCAUUGUUACUAUUACAUUUGUUGAUUUUAGCUGUCUGUGUACCAAAUUGGAUAAUUUAUUUGAGAUCCUAUGCAAAAUUAAAACAAAUGGAAAAAGAUCUAAAACCUCAAUUACAAAAAAAAGAAAAAGUGGAUAUGUCAACGAUGAGUCAAUUAUUUAUUUUUCCUUUAUUUGUAGCAAACUUUAUAGGCGUCGCGUGCAGUAGAUCUUUACAUUAUCAAUUUUAUAUAUGGUACUACCAUACAUUACCGUAUCUUGCAUGGUGUACAAGUUAUAAAACUGCGGCGAAGCUUUCAAUAUUAGGAAUAAUAGAGCUUUGUUGGAAUACUUAUCCAAGUACAAUUUAUAGUAGUUUUGCUCUGCACGCUUGCCAUAUAAUUUUAUUGUAUGAUUUGAUUAAAAACAAAAAAAGCGAUAUAAAAACAAAAUGAAAUUGUUAUAUAUUUGAGACUGAAUUUGUUAUCUAGUCUUUUUUCUAUUUGACGUAUAAAACUUUAUAUGCGUAAAAUAUUCUCCUUUCUAAGGACAAUCGAAAUGUUGAACAUCUAUUUUUUAUGGAAUUUUUUCAAUAAAAUGACUAAAUUAAUUUUA